AAUUAAAACCUUCCACCUUCUCUACGAAUAAUUGUUUGGCCGAAAUGAUUUGAUAUUGAGAUGAAAACGGCUGCAUUGGAUCUUUAAUCCUCAAAGAGGUGUCUGGUUAAUACUCUGUCAGCUGUUUUAUUACGUAGUUCCGCCAAUCUCCAAGUCAACUGUAGGCUGAGUGAAGCUGUGGAGAGGAUGGCACUGACCCUAUUCUGCUGUAAUGAAGCAGCUUCCGGGCACAGGGCACCAGCAGUAAACAUGGCGGAGGAGCUGUUGGAAGCGGUGGAGAGACUUCAGUCUCGGCUCUGCGAGAACUUAGAGCCUCGCAAGCUCCAGAAGACCCUCAAAAGGCUGGGGGAGCUGCCUAUGACUGUGGAUAUCCUUGUGGAAACUGGAGUAGGAAAAACUGUGAAUUCGUUCCGGAAACAUGAUCUUGCUGGAGAUCUUGCGAAGAGCCUUGUGGCCAAGUGGAAGAAACUGGUUCCCACCCCGUCUGCUGAAAGACCCGGCAACGCCAAGGACGUACGGACACAUGCGCACCCUCACAGCUCUGAGGGAAGGGACGUAAGCCACAAACGUGUCCGGGAACUAUCCCCAGAGGAGCCUCCUCAUGUAGAGGAGGAGGAUGAAGAGGAGGAGAUGAUGAUAGAAGAGGAAAGAGGCUACCGCACCAACUACUCCCCCUCCCCCCCUCAGCACCACUACAGCCCCCCACAGCUCAGCCACGGUGGCCAACGAGUGGGAUACCAGUCUGAGGGCUACGAGAGCCCCAUGGAGGAAGAGCCAGAGCCCGCGCCCAGCCUCCUUCACAAAGAGGUCCGACACACCAAACCACACAAAGAGCCUGGCAGGGAGCAUCACGGUUCCCACGGCGACCGGGAUGAGGAGAGGCGGCGACGUCAUGUCCAGGCGAGCGGCGGUGGCGAAGGGAAGAAGCGCAGCGCGGAGAGGGAACCGCAGCACACUGGCAAGGCCUCCAAGCACAGUCGCCACUCCACCCCGCACGAGAGCAAGAAGGACAAGAGAGGUGGAAGUGAUGGGAGGUCACGUGAGCCUAGGGACUCCCCUGUAUUAGUCCAAGUGACUGAGGAGCAGGCAGAAGAGGCAUUUGAUACCCCCACCAUGUCGUUUGAAUCCUUCCUCACAUAUGACGCCCCUACGCCCACUAAGAAGAAGAAGAAGCCCGGCAGCAGCAGUCGGCCCUCCUCCCACCACCACACACCUCCUCGUCCGCCUGUCCUUCCCUUGCCUGCUGCUCCUUCCUCCUCCAAGGAGUCCAAGCCCAGCAAGGCCAACGGGAGCCGCAGCAAAAGGGCUGAUCCAGCCCAGAACCCGACAGCAACGACUCCGGUGCCUGAGAAGCGCCGGAAGGUGGUCGAGGUUGUGUCCACGCUUCCUGAUAUCUCUCUGCCGGCCAUCCAGCCUUUCUACAGACCUCUGCCUUCUAUUGAUCUCACACCAUUGUCUCCUCAGCGGCGUAAAGGUCCUGUGUCAAAUGACGCCGAGGAGGACACCGGCUUCACUGGGAGACGCUUUAACUCUAAAAUGACGGUCUACUCGGGUUCAAAGACGUCCUAUCUGCCUAAGAUGAUGAGUCUGUACGAGCAGUGCAUCCGGGUGCUUCAAAACAACAUUGACUCAAUUGAUGAGGUGGGAGGUGUGCCAUUUGAGAUUCUGGAACCAGUACUAGAGCGAUGCACCCCAGAACAGCUUUACCGCAUUGAGCAGUGCAAUCAGUGUUUUAUGGAGGACUCUGAUGAGCUUUGGCAUCGCCACUGCCAGCGGGACUUCAAGCGUGAGACGCCCCAGGAGUACGAGUCGUGGCGGGAGAUGUACCUGCGGAAGCACGACGAGCGGGAGGAGCGCCUUCGCAAGCUCACCCAGAACAUCAGUUCGGCCCAUGCCAACAAGCCCAAAGGUCGACAGGUUAAAAUGGCAUUUGUGAACUCCGUCGCCAAACCUCCGCGUGAUGUCCGCCGGCGACAGGAGAAGUUUGGCACCACAAGCACCUCCACUGCCAGCUCCACCGCAGCUGCAGCUCCGAUCAAAAUAAGGCCAGCCUUGUCGUAUAGCUCUCACUCGGAUGAGCCCAGCCACUCCUCCUCUCACGACAGUCCCCCUGAGACCUCUCGCUCCUCAGGCCCCAGUGGUGGGGGUGGCCCCAGCGCCAGAGACAACAAACCACAGGUCAAAAAAAUCGCCCCCAUGAUGGCCAAAACUAUCAAAGCUUUCAAGAACAGAUUCUCCCGCCGAUAGAGCUAGAGAGAGAUGAAUGUAUGACGUGAUUGAGAAGGGGAGGAAGAGAUUGUAGGAGCUAAGAUCUUUUUAAUUCAAUGAAUUAUGGGUAAUUUACAAAUACCCACCAGACAUGUGCACACACAUACAGUCGUGGCCAAAAGUUUUGAAAAUGAAUAUACAUUUUCAAAGUUUGCUGCUUCAGUGUCUUUAGAUAUUUUUGUCAGAUGUUACUAUGGAAUAGUGAAGUAUAAUUACAAUAAUUUCAUAAGUGUCAAAGGCUUUUAUUGACAAUUACAUGAAGUUGAUGCAAUGAGUCAAUAUUUGCAGUGUUGACCCUUCUUUUUCAAGACCUCUGCAAUCCGCCCUGGCAUGCUGUCAAUUAUCUUCUGGGACACACUGAUGGCAGCCCAUUCUUGCAUAAUCAAUGCUUGGAGUUUGUCAGAAUUUGUGGGGUUUUGUUUGUCCACCCUCUUUAGGAUUGACCACAAGUUCUCAAUGGGAUUAAUAAGGUCUGGGGAGUAUCCUGGCCAUGGACCCAAAAUAUCAACGUUUUGUUCCCCGGGCCACUUAGUUAUCACUUUUACCUUAUGGCAAGGUGCUCCAUCAUGCUGGAAAAGGCAUUGUUCGUCACCAAACUGCUCCUGGAUGGUUGGGAGAAGUUGCUCUCAGAGGAUGUGUUGGUACCAUUCUUUAUUCAUGGCUAUGUUCUUAGGCAAAAUUGUGAGUGAGCCAAUUCCCUUGGUUGAGAAGCAACCCCACAUAUGAAUGGUCUCAGGAUGCUUUACUGUUGGCAUGACACAGGACUGAUGGUAGCGCUUUUCGGGAUGCCCCAAAAAAACAAAAAGGGGAUUCAUCAGAGAAAAUGACUUUGCCUCAGUCCUCAGCAGUCCAAUCCCUGUACCUUUUGCAGAAUAUCAGUCUGUUCCUGAUGUUUUUCCUGGAGAGAAGUGGCUUCUUUGCUGCCUUUCUUGACACCAGGCCAUCAUCCAAAAGUCUUCGCCUCACUGCAUGCAGAUGCACUCACACCUGCCUGCUGCCAUUCCUGAGCAAGCUCUGUACUGGUGGUGCCCUGAUCCCGCAGCUGAAUCAACUUUAGGACACGGUCCUGGCUCUUGCUGGACUUUCUUGGGCGUCCUGAAGCCUUCUUCCAACAAUUGAACUUCUUGAUGAUCCGAUAAAUGGUUGAUUUAGGUGCAAUCUUACUGGUAGCAAUAUCCUUGCCUGUGAAGCCCAUUUUGUGCAAAGCAAUGAUGACGGCACAUGUUUCCUUGCUAGUAACCAUGGUUGACAGAGCAAGAACAAUGAUUCUAAGCACCACCCUCCUUUUGAAGCUAAGGCAGCAGACUUUGUGAAAAAUAAUAUUUGUGUCAUUCUCAAAACUUUGGGCCAUGACUGUACACACACACACACACACACACACACAGAUUUUCUCCAUUAUUUUAGCGUUUCUUAAAUACACACACAAUUAUGUCCUCCAUUUUUAAAUGUUCCCAGAUAGACCCUGGCAAACAAACACACAGACAAAAUAUUUCAAAUGCGAAACUAGUCAUUUGUUACAAGUUCAUACACUACAGAGGAACUCUGACACAGACAGAACUAUGCUUUUAUGGUACGCAUAAGUUAAGACAUCAAAUGACAGUGCUGUUACAGGCAGCAUGUGUUUACGUACAAUUGAAUAGACCCAUUUUAUUCCAGUGCAUCCACACCUUGUUUUCUUACUGUGUUCAGUGUUGAACCACAUGUGCAUCCCUACUUUUAUCUGGUUCACUGUGAUGAGUGAGGAAUGAAGUGAGUGCGGAAAGAGGAAAACACAAAAAGGGAGAAAGAGGAGAGAGGAAGUGAUAGGACCCUGCAGCUUCACUCUUAUGUAUUUAUUUUCAUCUCUGGGACCCCUGGCUCCCCCUGAACCUGGAUCCAAAUGGACGUGGAUGAAAUAGUAAUUUUAAUAGAUUUUAAUAAAUGUUAUAUGGACAUUUUCAAUAAAAUUGAUGUUUUGCCCUCAAAUGUA
Messenger RNA from Oncorhynchus kisutch (coho salmon), 4237 nucleotides. RefSeq names its product elongin-A-like. Gene Ontology annotation, biological process: transcription elongation by RNA polymerase II. The record is from RefSeq and is a predicted model, not a curated record. The transcript has 12 exons. The coding region runs from base 187 to 2247 and encodes 686 amino acids. Gene Ontology annotation, cellular component: elongin complex; nucleus. NCBI's taxonomy places the organism in Eukaryota, Metazoa, Chordata, Actinopteri, Salmoniformes, Salmonidae. Gene Ontology annotation, molecular function: protein binding.